Molecule: messenger RNA, 777 nt
Organism: Octopus sinensis (East Asian common octopus)
Lineage: Eukaryota; Metazoa; Mollusca; Cephalopoda; Octopoda; Octopodidae
Product: adhesion G protein-coupled receptor B1-like
Exons: 7
Biological process (GO): adenylate cyclase-activating G protein-coupled receptor signaling pathway; cell surface receptor signaling pathway
Cellular component (GO): membrane
Molecular function (GO): G protein-coupled receptor activity
Source: RefSeq, a predicted model, not a curated record
CUGUUAUUACUGUUCUUUUUCUUCUUCCAUGCCCACCCAGGCCGACAGAGACGACCACGAAACACUCAGUAUUAUUACAAUUGUUGGAUGCAGCAUUUCCAUAAUCUGUUGUCUACUCACAGUUAUACUCUUUGCACUUGCUUGGCGAAAGUUGACCUCUUCUGUACUUGGACGAUCAAAAUCUAUCAUCUUUGUGAACAUCUGUCUUGUUUUAGCCGUAACUUACAUUAUAUUUUUGGUUGGUGUUACUCGGACGGAAAAUAAAACUGCAUGCACAGUUAUUGCCGGCCUUUUGCAUUAUUUCUGGCUGCUCUCAUUUUUCCUCAUGUUGGCCUGUGCAAUUGAUAUGACGAUAGCAGUAACGCUCGUCUUCUCCAUUUACAACAGCCUCAAGUACUUGCUUGUCCUCGCUUGGUUUUUGCCUGCGGUUAUUGUUGCAAUCACGAUGGGCGUCAGCAAAGGAGAAGGCUAUGGCACUGACAAAUUCUGUUGGCUUUCACUGGAAAGUGGUAUCCGAUGGGCCUUUAUUGCACCCGUUAUUGCUAUCUUAUUUUCAAAUUGUGUCUUAUUGGUUGUUGUUAUCCGCAAGUUGUUCUCGGCCCAAUGUGUACAAACGAAGACGGACAAAGAACGAAUCAAAACUGGAGCGAUCGCUUUAGCUGGAAUGAUACCAUUGUUUGGAAUUUCCUGGGUAUUUGGCUUACUUUCCAUAAACGAGAACCUCAUCGUAUUUGAUUACCUGUUUGUUAUCUUCAAUUCAUUACAGGUAAGUUCAAG